UGACAAAAUGGAACCCACCAGCAGUGUGAGGAGACCUGAAAGUGGCACAUGGCAGAGUGUGGCGAUGGAGACAGCAGCAAUGGGAGGCCGUACAGGGACCCAUGACACACUCUGGACCUGGCAGCAGCAUGAGGAGGCGGUACGGGGGCCCAUGGCAGAUUACGGGCCUGGCAGCAGCAAUGGGAGGCCCGUAAUCUGCCAGCACCUAUGACAAAAUGGAACCCACCAGCAGUGUGAGGAGACCUGAAAGUGGCACAUGGCAGAGUGUGGCGAUGGAGACAGCAGCAAUGGGAGGCCGUACAGGGACCCAUGAGACACUCUGGACCUGGCAGCAGCAUGA
Staurois parvus is the source of this 340-nucleotide messenger RNA. Lineage: Eukaryota; Metazoa; Chordata; Amphibia; Anura; Ranidae. The record is from the annotation of a GenBank genome assembly.